Messenger RNA from Oryctolagus cuniculus (rabbit), 2486 nucleotides. The record is from RefSeq and is a predicted model, not a curated record. NCBI's taxonomy places the organism in Eukaryota, Metazoa, Chordata, Mammalia, Lagomorpha, Leporidae.
GGAUGCCGCUGCCUACGUCUCGUGUGCCUGUUGUGCAUCCUGGGGGCACCGGGUCAGCCUGCCCGAGCCGAUGACUGCAGCUCUCACUGUGACCUGGCUCACGGCUGCUGCGCGCCGGAUGGUUCCUGCAGUCUGAUCCAGGGAUUCUGAAACAUCACUCCUCAAGACACUUGGCGAGAGAGACCCGGACCAUGGCGGAGUCUGGGAUCCGGAGCUGUGAGGACAGGGGGCGAGCGGAUAAAGGACAGUGAGAGGAAAUGGUGGAGUGGGGAAGAGAGGCUGGGGUGGAGAGUGUGGCUGAGAAGCACUUGUGAUGGAAGAGACUCUGUGGAGAGCCUCCGAGUGACUGAGUCGCUGGGGUGGGGGCUGGGCAGAUUCUAGCAGGAGCACGCUCUGGGCAGAAGGAAGGGAGGUUGCUCAGUUAGCUGGGGUGUCUGAGGCUAAGGAGGGUUCAUUCUUCAAAAUGUUCAUAGAAAUGGAAUUAGAAUUUUUUGUGCAAAACCGGUUGAAAACCAUACAUAAAUUUUUCAUUAUAUACAUUUUCCAUGAACUUAAAAAAAAAAACUGUCCUCACACAUCCUUGGAAGGCUUUAAAGAAAUGUCAGCUGUUGUCCCCGGAAUUGGGCUGGGAAGAUAGUCCGAUGGCCUUUGAAAGUCCUCUUUUUUAAAAGAUUUAUUGAUUUAUUUGAAAGGCAGAAUUACAAAGAGGCAGAGGCAGAGAGGUCUUCCAUCCACUGGUUCACUCCCCAAAUGGCCACAAAGGCUGGAGCUGGGCUGAUCUGAAGCUGGGAGCCAGGAACUUCUUCCAGGUCUCCCACGUGGGUUCAGGGGCCCAAGGACCUGGGCCAUCUUCCACUGCUUUCUCAGGCCAUAGCAGAGAGCUGGAUUGGAAAUGGGGCAGCUGGGACUUGAACUGGUGCCCAUAUGGGAUUCCGGCACUGCAGGCAGCGGCUACACCGCAGCACUGGGCCUGGAAGUCCCUCUUUAUAAACGUUUGGGGGUACCCUGGGAAGGGUCCUGAUGGCACCUUUUGCUUCCCCAGCACAACCCCGCCAGGUGUAUCCCUGAAUCCCAGAUUGAGAAAAUGGGGGUUCAGAAAGGUUAGAGUACAGAACAAGGACUCGAACGGUGGCAUCUGAUGGUCUGAUUGCACAUCCAUGUCCAUGAUGUUCCACAACCCUACACCUACCUGGGACAAGUCUGUGUUUCCCUCGGAGCGGUCGGAUGCCCUCCGGGUUUCUAGAAGCUCGACUCCUGCCUCUCUGCCCUCACAUCCACUGCCCAGAGUCCAGACCUUGUGCCUCUCCCCAUCAGGUGUGACCCGGGCUGGGAAGGGCUGCACUGUGAGCGCUGCGUGAGGAUGCCUGGCUGCCAGCACGGGACCUGCCACCAGCCCUGGCAAUGCAUCUGCCACAGCGGCUGGGCAGGCAAGUUCUGUGACAAAGAUGAGCACGUCUGUACCACGCAGUCCCCCUGCCAGAACGGAGGCCAGUGUGUGUAUGACGGGGGCGGGGAGUACCACUGUGUGUGCCCGCCGGGCUUCCACGGGCGUGACUGUGAGCGCAAGGCUGGGCCCUGUGAGCAGGCAGGCUCCCCGUGUCGGAACGGCGGGCAGUGCCAAGAUGACCGGGGCUUCGCUCUCAACUUCACCUGCCGUUGCCUAGCGGGCUUUGUGGGUGCCCGCUGCGAGCUGAACGUGGACGACUGCCUGAUGCGGCCUUGUGCUAAUGGUGCCACCUGCCUGGACGGCAUCAACCGCUUCUCCUGCCUCUGUCCCGAGGGCUUUGCUGGACGCUUCUGCACCAUCAACCUGGACGACUGUGCCAGCCACCCCUGCCAGAGAGGGGCCCGCUGCCGGGACCGCGUGCACGACUUCGACUGUCUCUGCCCCAGCGGCUACGGUGGCAAGACCUGUGAGCUUGUCUUACCUGUUGCAGAGCCCCCCACCACAGCGGGCACCCCUCUAGGGCCCAGCUUGGCAGCGGUGGCACCGGUCACGGGGCCAGCUCCCCGCAGCGCAGGUGCGGGGCUGCUGCGGAUCUCGGUGAAGGAGGUGGUGCGGCGGCAAGACGCUGGCCUGGGGGAGUCCAGUCUGGUGGCGCUGGUGGUAUUUGGAGCCCUCACUGCUGCCCUGGUCCUGGCCACCAUGCUGCUGACCCUGAGGGCCUGGCGCCGGGGUGUGUGCCCCCCGGGACUCUGUUGCCACCCUGCCCCGCACUAUGCCCCACCGUGCCAGGACCAGGAGUGUCAGGUUAGCAUGCUGCCCACAGUGCUCCCCCCGGCGCCUGAGCUGCCCCCUGAGCCUGGAAAGACCACAGCACUGUGAUGGAGGCGGGGGCUUCCCGGCCCCCUUCCUCACCUCCUCCGCCCCUCAGCUCCCCAUACACAUGCUUAGGGGACUUCAGCCUCAUACCAGAAAUAUAUUAUUUUUUUAAUACACAGAAUGUAAGAUGGGAAUUUUAUCAAAUAAAAAUAUGAAAAUGCAA